AUGUUGUAAAAAAGAAUUUAUUAAUGUUUUGGUUAAAUUGUAAAGUAGCAGAUAAAAAAGACAGAAUCUUUAAAAUAGAUGUUAGAUCCAAAAUUGGAAAAGCCAAUGAUAAUGACAGAGUAAGACUAAGAUCAUAAAUAUGUCUAAGAUUAUACAAAAUCACCAACUAAAAUGGAAUUUGUAGAAGAAGACCCAUUAUCAAAUACAAUAACAGCCAAAAUAGUGAAUGAUGGUAAAGAGAUUACUUAUACAACAAAUACAAAAACAACUAUUGAAAUGAAACAUAAUCCACUCGCAUUAAAAGCAAUGACAGAAAGUUAAGUAGCAAUAGAUGAAGUAAAUGUAAUUACUAUGAAAUCUAAUGUAAUUGGAUAACAAUUCAGAUAAGCAGAUUUAGGUAGUGUUUUUGUAAUGCCAGAAAACACUAUUCAUAUUAGCGAAAUAGAUGUCAAUAAUAUACCAGCAGAUAAAGAUAUAUAAUUAGAUAGAGAAGAAAAAGUACUCUAUGCAAUUGGUACAAAAAGCAAUGAAGUUAGCUAUUCUGAAAAAUUGUCUCUUAAUAACACUGUUGUUGAAGAUGUUACCUUUCAAGAAUUCAAAGAUAAAUAUCUAUAUAAAAUUGAAUAACCUUUUGCUUAUUUAAGUAGGACUAAAGCUCUCAAAAGAUUUAUUAGAUGGUUGCCUAUUUACUUUUUAAUGUUUUGUUUUCUGGAAACUUGGUGGGAAUUACAUCAUCUUAAAAAGUAUAUUCAUAGUCUAGAGGUUUAAGAAUUAGAUCAAACACAAGAAGUCUUAAAUAAAAAACAAAUUGAAUUACUGCUCAAUGACCCCUUGUUUAAGAGACUUUGAUAUUGCUU
This is a messenger RNA of Paramecium sonneborni, 857 nucleotides long. The record is from the annotation of a GenBank genome assembly. Lineage: Eukaryota; Ciliophora; Oligohymenophorea; Peniculida; Parameciidae.